AAGAAAAACCCCUGACCCUCCAAUUCACCACCAACCCAACCUUUGCUACGAUCGAUCAUCUCCGCCUCCACCACCAACUCCCCAUCCUGGCAUCCCCUCCUCCGCUGCUCCUCUUCGCCGAGCCCCAGCACCACCCACGCGCUCCAUGGCCGCCACCGCCAUCUCCGUCCGCUUCCACCCGGCCACCGCGGAGCGCCGUGUCGCCUCCGCGCGCCGGGGGCGCAGUCUCGCCGUCAUCCGCGCGCAGUCCGCGCCGGCGGCGGCGCUGACGCAGGACGACCUGAAGCGGCUGGCGGCGGUGCGCGCGGUCGAGCAGGUGAAGAGCGGGAUGGUGCUGGGGCUCGGGACAGGCUCCACAGCCGCCUUCGCCGUCGCCGAGAUCGGCGCGCUCCUCGCCGCCGAGAAGCUCGACAAGAUCGUCGGCGUGCCCACCUCCAAGCGCACCUUCGAGCAGGCGCAGUCGCUCGGCAUCCCGCUCUCCACACUCGACGACCACCCGUGCAUCGACCUCGCCAUCGACGGCGCAGACGAGGUUGACCCAGACCUUAACCUUGUGAAAGGGCGUGGUGGUGCCCUUCUCCGUGAGAAGAUGGUUGAGGCUGCAUCAGACAAGUUCAUUGUUGUUAUUGAUGAGACAAAACUAGUUACUGGCUUAGGAGGAAGCGGUCUAGCCAUGCCAGUGGAAGUUGUGCAGUUCUGCUGGAAGUACAAUCUAGUAAGAUUGCAGGAACUAUUUAAGGAGGAAGGGGUCGAGGCAAAACUAAGAUUGGAUGAAGGUGACAAGCCCUAUGUUACUGACAAUUCAAACUACAUUGUUGAUUUAUACUUCAAGACGCCAAUCAAGGAUGCAUUGGCAGCGGGGAAGGAGAUCUCAGCUUUGGAAGGAGUUGUUGAGCAUGGGUUGUUCUUGGACAUGGCGAGUUCAGUUAUCAUUGCUGGAACUGACGGUGUCAGUGUCAAAACGAAGUGAGUUUUUGGGUUUACUUGUUGUUUCUGUGUUGAAUUUACGAUUUUUGUAUAAGCUAUUGGUGUAAAAGCAGGAAAUAAGAUGCUUCAAUAAAUAGGUUUCCCCAAUGUUCCACUAGUUCA
Molecule: messenger RNA, 1089 nt
Organism: Phragmites australis (common reed)
Lineage: Eukaryota; Viridiplantae; Streptophyta; Magnoliopsida; Poales; Poaceae
Product: probable ribose-5-phosphate isomerase 3, chloroplastic
Exons: 2
Coding region: 146-970 (274 amino acids)
Biological process (GO): pentose-phosphate shunt, non-oxidative branch
Molecular function (GO): ribose-5-phosphate isomerase activity
Source: RefSeq, a predicted model, not a curated record